Molecule: messenger RNA, 2416 nt
Organism: Podarcis lilfordi (Lilford's wall lizard)
Lineage: Eukaryota; Metazoa; Chordata; Lepidosauria; Squamata; Lacertidae
Source: the annotation of a GenBank genome assembly
AUGCUGCUUCCUGUCACCACUCCUCUGCCACACGGCGACCCCCAAACCCGAGCAGCGCAGCCCAUCGACGGCUGCGCCUCCGCCUCGGAUGGAAGCGAUCGUGCGCGCAGGAGAGGAGGAGGAGGAGGAGAAGCCUUGAUCUCGCCGCCGCACCUGCGCUGCGCCGAGGCGCUGCUGCGCUCCUGGAUGCCCGGGCCAAGGAGCAAGGCGCCGCCCCGAUCGCCUGCCUUCUUCCACCCCAGCCCUCUGCGGGAUCGAUGCCUGGAGGAUCGCCGCCUCUGCAGGGCUCUCGCCCGGAGGUUUCCUUCCGCGAGCUCCAGGCACCGAUCCGCUGACGGCGCCGGCGAAAGGGACCCGCCCACAUCAGGACGGGAGAAAGGGAAAGGCAUCGCAGAAAAGCGAAAGCCGCGCCUUGUCCCUUUCGACCGGUUCGAGUCCCUCUCUCCCUUCGCGGAGGCUGUCAGAGUAAGCGCGGCUUCUCUCUCCCCGUCUGGGCUGCGUCUCAUUCACAACAGUGUGCUGAAUGCAGAGGGAAAGGGCACCUCUCUGCUCUGUCCCCAGGCGCAGCGUCAAGUUCAGGCCCUGAGAGGGUCGCUGUGCCUUUAAGAGUUGCACGGAAGGCAGAAUUCCGUCAGGUGCAGCUCUCUCCCCCCACCCCCACCCCGCACGCGGGAGAAGCUGCUGCAUCUGGUGGAAUUAUCCCUUCUGCAGGGCUGUUAAAGGGGCAGGAGCCUUUUCCCGGCCUGGGUACCCUGCACAGAAGUGACGGCCCUGGCAGUGGCUUGGGGUCAGGGUCUAAGGAGGGGGGAGAGUUGGUUGAUCGCGGAGUACAGCUGCCACCAGUUUUAUUUGUCCCUUCCAAAACCCCUCUGUCUUUUCACAGUUCCUGUGAUGGGCAGAUGUCAAAGCAGAUGAAUGCCAAUGGCUAGGGCCAUAGCUCAGAGCAUAUACUUGCAUGCAGAUGGCCCCAGCUUCAGUCCCCAGGUAGGGCUGGGAAAGACUGGGAGACUCUGGAGAGCUGCCUGCCAGUCAGAGUAGACAAUAUGGAGCUAGAAUGGAGCAAUGGAAUAAUAUAGUUUCCUACUAUGUGGCAGAAAAUUGUGCCCAUUGGAUUCCUGCCUGACAUGCAACUGCAGAAUGCGCAGUUUUUGUGUGUGUGCUCUUUUAAAUAAAAGGGGUAACCUUGCUAUAAUGUCCAGAAAGGUCAAAGUGGGAAAGGCUUUGCUGAAGAAAUGGGCUUGAGAAAAGACAGUUUUAAGGUGCAGAUGUGAGAUAGAGAUGCAGAACCUUGUGGCCCGCUUGAUGUUGUGGGACCUCAGCUUUCAUCAUUCCUUUUCCACCUUCAUUUCUUUACACUUUUCAGGUUUAUACAUUUCACUAAUUUUAUGCAUUUCACUAAUUUAAUCAUCAUUUUGACAUUUCAAAACUUCACUUCCUUCCCCCUCUUUCUGCGGUUCCCUAAAUUUGUUUUUAAUAUCUUCUGUAUAUCCAAGUUAACUUAAUUCACUCAUUUAUUCAUCUUCCUUAAAUAUAUACUCUUAUGAAGCGGCAGGUUAUUACAACAAUCCUGCCAAUGAUUUUAUCUGUUUAUAAUUUAUCUGAAAAUAUUCAAUAAACCAUUUCCAUUCUUUUGCAAAAAAAAUUUGUUAUCUUGAUUUCUUAUUCUUCCGGUAAGUUUCACCAUUUCUGCCUAUUGCAUAAGUUUCCGUAUCCAUUCUUCCUUUUGCUGGGACUUCUGCUUCUUUCCAUUUUGGGGCAAGUAACAUUCUUGCCGCUGUAGCAGCAUACAUGAAUAAGUUUCUAUACAUUUUAGGUAGUUCUGUUCCUAUAGCUCCCAUCAUCCCUAACACCAUUGAUAACUGCUGGCUGAUGGGAGAUGGGGUCCCAGAACACCUAGAGGGGAGCAGGUUCUCCAUAAUAAUAAUAAUAAUAAUACAGUGGUACCUCAGGUUAAGUACUUAAUUUGUUCCGGAGGUCCGUACUUAACCUGAAACCAUUCUUAAGCUGAAGCACCACUUUAGCUAAUGGGGCCUCCAGCUGCCGCCACGCUGCCAGAGCACGAUUUCUGUUCUCAUCCUGAAGCAAAGUUCUUAACCUGAAGCACUAUCUCUGGGUUAGCAGAGUCUGUAACCUGAAGCGUCUGUAACCUGAAGUGUAUGUAACCCGAGGUACCACUGUAAUAAUAAUAAUAAUAAUAAUAAUAAUAAUAAUAAUAAUAUUUAUGCCCCGCCCAUCUGGCUGGGUUUCCCCAGCCACUCUGGGCGGCUUCCAACAAAGUAUUAAAAUACAGUAGUCUGUUGAACAUUAAAAGCUUCCCUAAAGCUCCAUCAUUGAUGCGAGCCAUAGGCAACAUGCGAAUAGCUCUCUCUCUCUCUGUUUAUCUGAACAGGUGAUGGGACUACAAGAGGGACUCUAG